This is a messenger RNA of Parastagonospora nodorum SN15, 1200 nucleotides long. RefSeq lists its product as hypothetical. Bases 1 to 1200 code for a protein of 399 amino acids. The record is from RefSeq and is a predicted model, not a curated record. The transcript is spliced from 3 exons. Lineage: Eukaryota; Fungi; Ascomycota; Dothideomycetes; Pleosporales; Phaeosphaeriaceae.
AUGACGCAGGCAAAUUUUCAAGGCCCUCCCUUUGCGCCCAUGGUCUGGACACCAGGUGGACCACCAGUCAAGCGCGUAGACAUUCCGGCUCAAACGGUCUUCAUGGUCCUGUUCAUCAUUGGGGCAGCAGUGCACAUGAAGAUCUUCAGAGGGAACUUAUCAAGAGGACACAAGUUUCUACCCAAUCUCUUCAUUUUUAGACUUGCUCUUGCCGCACAAGUCUUCGUCGCAGCUGGUGUGCUGAUCCUUUUCAUCAUCAACAUCAUCUUCGCGAUGCGUCUCGUCAGGGCAUCCCAUCGAUCUUUUGGCUGGCAUCCUGCGUUCGGCAUUAUAUUCAAGAUUCUAUUCGCACUGAUCGGUGUCACAAUCAUCAUUGUCAUCUCGGCCACGAUUCAGAGCUCUUACACCACCAAUACUCAGAUCCGGCUCACUGAUCGCUCGCUUCAACUCUACGGCUCCACCGUCCUUGCCAUUGUAGCUACAUUACCACUUCCCAUGACAGUUCUCACCCUUAUGAUACCAUACUCGCCUUUCGACCAAUUUGGCACUGGGAGAUUACGGACAAGAGUUAUCGCUUUGCUUGUUAGCACCAUCCUCCUCUCGAUAGGCGCUUGGUAUCGAUCUGGCGUCACCUGGCAGGAUCCAGUCCCGCGCACCCAACCUCUGCCCGGCUAUCUAGGGAAAGGACCGUUCUACAUCUUCAACUUCCUGUUCGAGUUCCAGACAGUCAUCAUGUACGCUGUUCUGCGCAUUGAUCAAAGAUGGUACAUUCCCAAUGGCGCCAAAGGACCAGGCUCGUAUUCGAAAACUCCUCACCUCGCCGACGUCGAAAUGCAAGAUUCGCGACCUACCUCUGCCGAUGACAAUUCUUCCGUCAAAAGCAGCACCCUCAUGGAGGAUGAGAAGCAGAGCAAGUCCGAAAUCAGAAUCGAGAUCAGCACGCCACCACUUCCCCUUCUCCCCGAACGAGCACACAAUUCCAGGCCAGAUAGCUCAAUUCUCUCCCUCCCCUCCUCAUCCCGCCCAACAUCCCGCAGACAAUCGCUCCUCCAACAAAUCCUUACUCGUCAACCCACCGCGGCGCAGAAACGCGAGUGGCGCGCCUCCGAAGAAAGCCGCAUCAUUCGCCGUCUCGGCGGUCCAUGGAACCAGAUCCCCAGCCCCACAGAGAGCGUCUUCACCUACGCGAUCGACGUUUAG